This is a messenger RNA of Paramecium pentaurelia, 261 nucleotides long. The record is from the annotation of a GenBank genome assembly. NCBI's taxonomy places the organism in Eukaryota, Ciliophora, Oligohymenophorea, Peniculida, Parameciidae.
AUGGAAUUUAAUUAAUCUGAUCUCUUUUUAAGAGCUAUCUCUAUUUGUGAAUUGCAAAUGAAAUCAAAUACAGAUUUAGAAUAUUACAAUUCUUGCACUAAUGAAUACUUAAAAUAUAAGACUGAAUAAAAUAAUUUAACAAAAGAAUUUUAAAUUUGUGAUAAACAAUGUAAUGAAUAAAAUGAAUGUAAAAGAAAAUGUUUAAGAUUAUUAACUGAUUAACAAUAAUCAUUAAUGCAAUAUUUUGUGAAAAUUAUUUGA